AAAUUAAAUCUUCCCCUUUGAUCUCCUCCACCUAAUAAAUAAACAAACCAAGAAACCCUCCUUCUCAUUGCCUUCUCUCUCUCCCAACGAAAGCUAAGACUCCCAUAGCAGGAGUACUACUAGUCUUUGCAUCUUUUCAAUGGCCUCCGGUGACUCAGAAAUCAUCCACAAGUUCCAUUUCUUCGAUGUCUACAAAGACGGUCGUGUGGUGCUACACCGCCCCUUCUCGGAGAAAAUCCCACCCUCCGAUGACCCGAUCACCGGUGUCCGAUCAAAGGACGUCAUCAUAUCAACCAAACCCCCGGUAUCCGCCCGUAUCUUUCUACCCAAAUCCGCUGACACGACCCAGAAACUCCCUGUCCUAUUCUACGUGCAUGGUGGUGGUUUCUGCAUGCUAUCCGCUUUCUCUCCCCAUUACCAUAGUUUCCUCAACAACUUUGUCGCGGAAGCUAAUGUCAUCGCAGUCUCAGUCGAGUACGGACUAUUCCCGACUCGACCAAUACCUGCUUGUUACGAGGACUCGUGGGCCGGGCUCCAGUGGGUGGCAUCCCAUAGUAACAGAAACGGACCGGAGCCAUGGUUGAAUGAUCACGCGGAUUUUCAACGAGUUUUUGUUGGGGGAGAUAGUGCUGGAGGGAACAUAUCACAUACUUUGGCGUUUCGGGUCGGGACGAUCGGGUUACCCGGCGUGAAGCUAGUUGGGGCGGUACUGGUUCACCCAUAUUUUGGAGGUACGGAAGAUGAUCAAAUGUGGCUAUACAUGUGUCCAACAAACAGUGGGUUGGAGGAUCCUAGGAUGAACCCGAAUGCAGGGGAUCUAGCCAGGUUGGGGUGUGAGAGGGUGUUGAUUUUUGUGGCUGAGAAGGACCACUUGAGGGAUCCGGGUAAGCGUUACUAUGAGAAAUUGAAGAAAAGCGGGUGGGUAGGAUCCGUGGAGCUGGUAGAGAAUUUAGGGGAGGAGCACUGCUUCCAUUUGCAUAAACCCGAGUAUGAAAAGGCUGUGGAUUUGUUUACAAAAUUCGUUUCGUUUGUUAAACAAGACUAGAUAUGUGGUCGAUCUUUACUCUUUAGCGUGGGAUUUUCAAAUGUAACGUUCAUUAAAUAAAAUGUAAUUUUCAAAUUUCGAUCUUUUCUAUUUCAAAUAAAAUGAAUAAUAUUUAUUUUAUGGUAAA
Alnus glutinosa is the source of this 1172-nucleotide messenger RNA. Its product is annotated as 2-hydroxyisoflavanone dehydratase-like. The record is from RefSeq and is a predicted model, not a curated record. Lineage: Eukaryota; Viridiplantae; Streptophyta; Magnoliopsida; Fagales; Betulaceae. The coding region runs from base 140 to 1045 and encodes 301 amino acids. Gene Ontology annotation, molecular function: hydrolase activity. The transcript has a single exon.